GAUCGCGGGCGGACGUUUUAUUGGCCGUGUGCUGUGCGAAUUGCGUGCUUCUCCCUGAACUCCUCCGAACUUCCCCCUUGAUUGGCGUGUUCAGUCAGUACAAGAACGGUCUUGGAUGUUUUUUUAUUGUGACUACAUUUCGACGUGCUCUGCUCGGAAAAGGUGUGCGUAUCCAAACACAAAAGAAAGUUGUUGCAAAGAAGAUGCUGCAUCUUGGUGAUAGUGUUUUAUUUCUUGAUAUUUCAAUUCCACUGAUUCGGUAUGUGUGAUUGGUGAUAAUUGCGCUAUUUUGGAUAGAAUUCCGGAAAUCCUGUUGCUGAUGGAGUACUUGAUUAGAGCGAUUUCGGAUUUGUGGAAAGAUAAAUCGAAAGGCCUGCUGCGUUAGGAAUAGUGGAAAGGAAACGAAAAAAAAAUUAGAUAUAGUGCGUGAGUGCGAAAAAGUGAGCACAUUUCGAAGAACAUUGUUUUUCUCAUGUAGUAAUUUUUCUGUGCAGAUCAAUUAUUCUGCACACUUUUUUUUGUAGAGUUGCGACUGCUGUUGUGAAGUUUAAUGUGACCAUAAGCAGUGGAGCACAUAUACCAGUGCAAAUAUUAAUGAAUAUCAACGCAUAGAAGAACGACAUAAAACACGUUAGCGUCAUAUGCGACGACCCACAAGCUUUCAAAUAGCCAUUAAUUCAGUGUGGUGUGGUGAGAAAGCAUAGUACAACAAAUAAAAAAAAAACUUGUUGCGUUCUUCACCUUCGAUUCGUCCCGUAAAUAUCAACAUGUUUACUUGCGCAAAUGGCGUUGGAAUUCUGUCAACGGAUCAUUGAUAAAUCAAGCGGAAUUGAGAACGGGAAAGGUUAUUGAACCGCUCAAUCGUAACGCAACUACGGUGGAAGUGGAAGUAAAAUACUUUUGUCGACGGUAAAAAAUCGGCAACGAACAGAAGAAAACAUACGCGACACACAAGUGACCCUAAACCCGGUCGUCGGAGCCAAUCAAGUUGAGCACAGUUCCGUGAAAUUGGUGCUUUGUUGGGCUCUAGAAUAAACGAGUCGGUCUUGACGGAAGAAAAAAGGGUGUACCGGAAAUCGCUCAGUGAAAACAGUGGGCCCAGAAGGUGGAAUAGAGUUAAACCUCCAAUAUAUAUAAAAAAAAUUACGAAACAUUCGUCUAAACAAGAACCAACGAAAUCCAACAAUCUGGCGCUUUUUUGUGUGCCGGUGAAACAACGUUUGUCUUCUGAUUCUUCGGAUGUGAAUGUAAGUGGUACACCAUCUUUGCAUGUAUCAUAGGACCAGAGCAUCCUCCGUUCAUUACCCGAUCACUAAGAAGACCAAGGAUUCCAACCAUGGGAUGAUGGGAAUGCAAGCGGAGCUCGGUGGUGGACCACCGUUGCAAUCGACACCGUCAAUGAUGGCCACUAACGGUGGUGGUCCCCCAAGUGGAAACCUAAAUCUGCUGUCUGGUCAGGGAGGAGGAGGAGGAGGAAUUCACCAUCACAUCGGUCCACCGCAGCAUCUUCAUCCUUCCCAGUCGCUGUCGGGUCUGCAACAACACCAGCAACAACAACAACAACAAAUGGGCGGAGGACGUUCCGGUGGUACGGCACGGGAACGAGCGAUGCACGCCGUCGAGUACUACAACAGUAAUGUGCUGAGGGCACGGGUCGGUGCUGGGCUUGCUGGACCGCGAAGUUCAGUUCACGACCGGUAUCCUUACAUUCAACGGCAUAACGGUAUGACCGUGGGAGGAAAGCUUGCUCCACCGAAUUCGGAAAAUUUGUACAGAAGUAAUUCGAGUCUGGAGCUGAUCCACGAUCACAGCGGCAAUCACGAUGGGUUACACCCGGGCGGAAGUAAUUUACGUAGGGAAUACGGCAGUCACGGUUCCAUCGACGUGAUCUCGUCGGAUCGACAUCACGCGGGACAAUCGACGGGGGAAAGUUUCCUGGCAAUGUUGGCCGAAUACAGGCCGGCCGUGUUCGGGAUGGAUCACACACAUCAUCACACAGUAGUAGCACAUCACGGACAUCACGACGGUGGACGCAAUGGUGGUGGCGGCGGCGGCGGUGGCGGGAUAUCCUCCGGAGAGGAUAGUUUAGAUCGGGGAAAUGCAAGUCCUAAGUUGAGGAUGAAAUUCAAUCGGCUGUGGUCGUCAUCAUCCGGAGGACAAGCGGGAAAGGCAGGACGUGCUCAACAGACCCAAAGUGCUUCGCUGGAAGAUCCGUCGAUGAGUGCAAAUGUUUCGAUGCUGUCCAAUGUGAGUGCCUCGUCGACUACGACGGUAUCAUCGGCGGACAUUGAAGAACGUCAACGACGAAGAGCGUUUGCUCAUUUCGAUUGUCAGUCGCUUACCGCCAAUUUGGGUUACGCUGCCAAACUGAGGGGACUGUUGCUGGCUAGAAGGCGGAAUACCACAACCGGAGCAUCCGCUGCAGCAACCUACGGGACCCGGUCUUCGACUCCGGACGGCGAAAGUAUAGAUGAAGAUUACGGAGACGGACAGGGUAAUGAACUGUUGGAAAGCUGUCCCUUCUUUCGGAAUGAAGUUGGUGGAGAAGAAGAGCGUGAGGUUAGUUUGACGAGGAUGCAAAGUCCGCUUCCGGUAGGUCAGCAGCGACGGGCAAUCCAUCGACCUCUGCUGGCGUAUGGAGUUUCCGUACUGGAAUGUAGUUCGAGUGAAACACUGUGGAAGGCAAAUACCUGCCCGUACCAGAAAGGUUCGCGUCCGAUCGAACAGAUUGACAACGGUGCCCUGUACUAUCGUCAGUUUUUCUUCGGUCAGGAACAUCAGAAUUGGUUCGGGAUGGAUGAACAGUUGGGACCGGUGGCGAUUUCGAUCAAGAAGGACAAACUGCCGCCAACUACAACGCCCACCCUGACGAUCCACGGAACGGAUGUGACACCGAGCACCAGCCAAACUCAGCAGCAUCUGUACCGGUUGAUUGUACGAACGUCGGAACUGUUGACACUGCGUGGGUCCGUCAUCGAAGAUUCCAUUCCGAAUCCCCGGGGACCGGGUAAACAUGUUAGUACCAAAGAAAUUCUGGAAUACGUUGCGCCAGAAGUACAAAUCAGUUGUUUGAGGUUGGGUGUCAAUACGCCACAGUGCGAACAGCAGCUCCUGAAGCUAGACGAACAGGGUCUGACCAACAAGUACAAGGUCGGUAUUCUCUACUGCCGUGCGGGACAGUCGUCCGAGGAGGACAUGUACAACAACGAAGACGCCGGUCCCGCGUUCAACGAGUUUUUGGACACCAUCGGAAAACGGGUUCGUUUGAAGGGUUUCGAACAUUACAAAGCCGGACUGGACAAUAAAACGGACUCGACGGGAACGCACUCGCUGUAUGCCAGCUAUCAGGACUGUGAAAUUAUGUUCCACGUUUCCACCAUGCUUCCUUUUACGCCAAACAAUCGGCAGCAACUGCUGCGCAAACGUCACAUCGGAAACGAUAUCGUGACGGUUGUUUUCCAGGAACCGGGCGCUCUCCCGUUUACUCCAAAGAACAUACGUAGCCAGUUUCAGCACGUGUUUAUCAUCGUUCGGGCAGUGAAUCCCUGCACCGAUCAUACCCAGUAUCGGGUGUCGGUGUCCCGAUCGAAGGAGGUGCCCGUUUUCGGUCCGCCCGUACGGCCGGGAGCUCUCUAUGCCAAAAGUAAACACUUUGCCGAUUUCCUGCUGUCCAAAGUGAUUAACGCGGAAAAUGCGGCUCACCGUUCGGAGAAAUUUGCUACCAUGGCCACCAGAACGAGACAGGAAUAUCUGAAGGAUCUUACGAGCAACUAUUGCAGUGCCACGCUGGUCGAUACCGGACAGAAGUUUUCGAUUUUCCCGAGUAAGAAACGGGAACGAAGUAAACCGAGAUUUUCCGGAGAUCUAACGCAAAGGGGUGCAUUCUGUUGGCAGGUAGUGCUGCAUGACAGUGGCCAGUCGACGCAUGUCGACUGUUUUCUGGGCAUUUCGGCGGAAACAUUUGUGCUGAUUGAGGAAUGCUCCCGACAGAUCAUCUUCGUAACGCCGUGUAAAGCAAUUUUGGGUUGGUCAACCAGUCAAAAUUCGCUUCGAGUCUAUCACCAUCAAGGCGAAUGUGUGACGCUAAAUAUGCGAGAUUCGGGCGAUCGUGAUGAACAGCUCGAGGUCAUUGAGCGGUUACGUGCCGUAACCAAUGGUUGUGGUGCUUUGGAGCUGGGACUUCGGAGAAAUCCGAUGGGUCAACUGGGUUUCCAUGUGCAACCGGAUGGAGUUGUGACACAGGUGGAAAUUUCCGGACAGGCAUGGACUGCCGGUUUACGCCAGGGCUACCGAUUGGUGGAAAUUUGCAAGGUAGCCGUGGCUACCUUGUCCCACGAUCAGAUGGUCGAUUUGUUGAAAACUUCCGCUCAGGUCACGGUUACGGUGAUAGAAUCAUUUGCGGACUUUAGCCCACGAAGGGGUUGUUCGUUGCAAAACUGUCGCUUUAACUCGAUGAACUACGAAAAUGAGUACGAUAGCGUUCCGGAGCGAACCGAUAAAAAUGGCAAGAAACAUUUGCCGAGUGCUCAGCUGCAGUCGGCAAAUCACCGAAGGAGAUACGAAAGAAAUUUCUCUCCUCCACGAUCGAGCAACAGUUCCGGCUACGGUACGGGAAGUAGUAGCCGAUCAUUCACCGCUCUGAACCAGAACGGUGUUCCACCGUCGAACGAUCAUCGGUACUGUCCGGAUAUGGGAACUCUAACCAGCUCUUCGAGUGGUCACUCUUCCAACGACGAACGUUGGUAUGAUGUUUUAGACCCACAGCAAGAAGCCGCCGCACCGAGUAUGCCUCCUCCAUCGGAACCCAACAUCUAUCAUCACCCAAAGUUAACAUCCUCGAGCAAUUCGCUACCCCUUGCUGGAGUAACUCCCCGUCCUCUGUCACUUCACAAUGACACCACACGCCAACUGGUGAUGAACAAUGCGAACAACAAUGCCAACAUCGCCCUACUCAAACGAUUGAUUAUCAGUGAAAAUAACGGACAUGAAAAUAACGGAGGCGAACCACUGUAUAGUAGUUCCAUGAAAAAUCUUGCCAACACUCAGCACCUGAGUGCCACCGAGGAAGAAGAUCUAUCACGACAUAACUCACCGCAGCUAAAGCGAUCCGCAACGACAACCAACAUAUACGGAAUCAACGGUGGAAAGAAACCACCUACCACCACCACCAAUGGGCCUCCCAGUUCGAGUAGUACCUCCAGUUCCCGGAACAACAGUCCCCGUCCGAACAGUGGAAUCAUCGAUACAAAACUGCGCCAGAAGAGUGCAGCUCCCCAAAGGAACAGUGUCAACUACACGGGUAGUUCCCUGCAAGAGGAUUUAAUGAAGCUAAUCAAUCCGGACUACAUUGCUGCCGCUUCGAGUGACGACAACUUCAAUGGAGGGUCAAUCGAAAAAAUGCAAAAAGGUCACCCGAACAGUCACAGUCUGGGAAACAUUUCGUCGCUGGCCGCGGCCGGUGGACUGAAACCGAUUCAACCGUUAAUCCAGAAAUCACGUUCGCGAGAAGGAAUCAAUUUGGGAUCUUCCAGCAAUUUGAAGCUCUCCAAGCCCAAUGGAAAUGCGAACGGUUCGGUCAAUAUCAACCAUUCCGAACAGGAUCCGGAUGUGCUAUUUACGGCGGCACGUCCGACCACGGUAGUAUCCAGCAGCAACUGUUCCAGUCCAGCCAACGAGCUGAACAACAAUUCCGGCAAACUACUCAUCAACGAGGAUCAUCUGAAAAUGUCACCCAGUCGGAAACAGCAAAUGAUGGCGGCGGCGGCAGUCGCCGGUGGUAUUCUGAAGAACAGUAUGAUGACUAAUGGUGGUGGUAAUGGUUCCGCGGUCAGCAACGGCAAUUCGGCUACCGGUGGAAAGAUUCCCCUGCCUGACAUGAAGGAAAUGGACUGGAGCAGUUUGGUGGACACGGCAACCAAGGCGAUGACACAGCUCACCGAGUCCGCUUCGAAAUCGCACCCGCAAGCGAACGUGUACUACGACGAUAUUAGCCAAGUCCUGAACGGUGUUGUCCAGCAGCAACAGCAACUACAACAGCAGCAACAGCAGCUGCAGCACUUGAAACAACAACAACAGCUGCAACAUGCUCAGAUUGCGACGACACAUCAAAAUGGCGGCGGCGGCAGCAGCAGUAACGGGACGCCGGUCAUAUCGGAUCUAUCCUCCAAUUCCAGCUCGGCCUCACCGGUAUCGAUCGGUAGCGGUGCCAGUGGACAUCAAAUGCAAAACAGUUCCAGCCUUCCGGAAUUGCAGAGCCAAGUGACGCAGCUGUCCGAUCGGGUGCUACGGGAGCAACGUCGCCGACGAUCUCUGGAACACGCUGUCCGGCGGUUGACCGAGGAAAAUCGACGCUUGCAGGACGAAAGUCAAGCCGCCGUUCAACAGCUUCGUCGGUUCACCGAGUGGUUCUUUCAAACCAUCGAUCGGCAAUCAUAAACGAGAACGUGUUUAAAUAGUAGCGUCUUCCAAAGUUUUUUUUUUAUCAGAACCUUACGCGUCGUGUGCACCGGCAAAUAGAUUAUUGACAAUAUUUUUAUUGUGCUUUUGUUUCCUUUUAGAAAACAACAUUCUGUUCACGAAUAAACUGAACUAUAAUCGUUAUCUACUUGAUACUGUUUAGAAAUUUGAAUAAAACUGUAUCAACCAACAAUCAAUGAUAAAAAGUGUAUCUCUUAAGUGACCAAAAAUAUAAUGUUAGUGAUCAAUAAUACGAGAAAACGUAAUCAAAACAAACAAAAUAUAACACCAGUCUUAUUAGAAUUGUUAGGUCGAACGGAAUCGACAUAUUUAUACACUUUUUUAUUAACUUACUGCAAUCGACGGUUGGCAAAUAUUUUCUCUGAAUAAUAUUAUAUACACAUAGCGAAAAACCGUUAAAAGUUAAUUAUAACAUUUAACUUAAAAAAGUACGCGUAUUUGAAAAGGACAAACUGCUGCAAACACAUCAACUCUCAUAAGCAUUGAGCGAACAGAACAGAAACGGAAACAUACCAAAUAAAGUCUUAAAUAGUUUGUGUAAAAUUUGUUGGUUUAAAUUUUACUUUCGUGUUAAUUGUGUAUUAUUACUAUUACUAUUAUUAUUAUUAAUAUUAUUCUUAGUACCGAUACUAUCGUUUUUAAGUCGUUGUUAAACACCAUCGGAGAAAAGUGUUUAUGCUUUAUUUUUCGUGACUAUUGUAUUCUGUAAUGGAUUCCUUAAUCUUUCCGUUAAGCUACUUAAGUGACAAACGAAAUCUGUUAUUCCCCCCCCGCCUUUGUAGUUUUAGUUCGUCUAAAUAGAUAGGCUUAGUUCUAGACUACUUCUAGGCUUAGUACUUGAAGCGGUACGUUCGGUAGGGAACAGGCUAGAGAAAAUUAGCGUGCGCUAUAUUGAAGCAAUGUUACACAAUGUAAGCAAUCAAACACCAAUACAGUUCGUAUGUACACAAAUAGUGCGUAGAAGAGUGCGUUAUUACUAUAGUAUAUUCUAUACAAAUACAAGUACAUACUAAAGCUCGAUCGAAUUCAGAAAUAUAAGAUAAAAUAUGAA
Messenger RNA from Malaya genurostris, 7528 nucleotides. RefSeq names its product signal-induced proliferation-associated 1-like protein 1. Bases 1270 to 6435 code for a protein of 1721 amino acids. The record is from RefSeq and is a predicted model, not a curated record. Gene Ontology annotation, cellular component: cytoplasm. Gene Ontology annotation, biological process: activation of GTPase activity; regulation of small GTPase mediated signal transduction. Gene Ontology annotation, molecular function: protein binding; GTPase activator activity. NCBI's taxonomy places the organism in Eukaryota, Metazoa, Arthropoda, Insecta, Diptera, Culicidae. The transcript has 5 exons.